Aspergillus tubingensis is the source of this 1017-nucleotide messenger RNA. RefSeq names its product zinc finger, C3HC4 type (RING finger) family protein. The transcript has a single exon. The record is from RefSeq and is a predicted model, not a curated record. Lineage: Eukaryota; Fungi; Ascomycota; Eurotiomycetes; Eurotiales; Aspergillaceae. Bases 1 to 1017 code for a protein of 338 amino acids.
AUGGCUGAUGCUGCGCUUGAUGAUGAAGAUGAAGAGUUCGAGCGACAUACUGCAGAUGAUCGUGAAGUUGGAAUGACGCGCUACGCGGAAGACAUGGAUGACUCGAGUGAGUAUGCUGUUGGACCUGAAGUCUCUGAUGACGGGACGAACUCGUGGGAAACCGUUGAUUAUAGCGAUAGCCCCAUACGAGAUUCCGAAUCCUGGAUAGAAAAGGUUGAGCGAGAUGACGAGUAUGAGGCCGAAUAUGGUGACUAUUGUGAAGAGGAAAGUGAGAAACCCUUCAGCAACGAUCCUGGAAGCCAGGUGGAUAUCGAUGACGGCGGCGUCUUCCUUCCUAUGAGCAUGUUUGACUAUCCUGAAGAAGAGGUUCACUUUAGUGACCACGGAUAUACCGAGGACCAACAGGAAGACACUGGAGAUACAUACGAGCUUGACAUAAUUACGACACAGUACGGGCAAAUGGGUGCAAACAAGACCACAAUAGAGAACAAAGAAGGUCCCUGGGGAUCUGAAACCUGCAGUGAAUGUGAUCAAUCUGUAUGGGAAAACGCGGCAACCUCCAACAUGACCAACGCAGAAUUUACCAGUUCCAAACCCCCAGCUUCUACUGUGGCCGGCCCAGACGCGCAGGAUACUGGGGCCACAGAGCCUGCCUGCAUCGUUGAAACCACGAAACCUUUGACACUAGAAGAUAUGGCUGGCAGCUGGUGGGAUGAGGUCCUAGAGGCUAUGGAAAUAGGGUUUGAGGAGGCAGAAGCGGUGUUUCAAAAGGCAGCAAGUGCAGGGUUCAAAGACAUCGAGGUCGGCCCGGCUCUGGCUAAGGCAAAGAGUGCUCCGAGAAAAAGACGGCCCAAGAAGUCAGAGAAAUCACGGAAUGGGCCAGCUAACCGCGACCCCGACUGCACCGACCCAGAGAAGGACUUCUUCGAUGUGUGUUGGAGUAUCCUCAAUGAGACAGGCCUGGUGGGAGAGUAUAUGAGGGACAGAAUGCUGGUGAGUGUUUCGUCUCAGAAUUGA